UGGCUGAAAGGUACAUAUCAUUUUUUUAAAAUAUCUUUAAUUCUCUCUCCUGCAGAUAUAAAUGACUGUGUCAAUAUUCCUUGUUUGAACAACGGAACUUGCAUCGACCUAAUCAAUGGCUUCAACUGCAGUUGCCCUCCAGGAUUUGCCGGCAACCGAUGCGAAAUUGGUUAGAUACUUGUUGCUGCUAGUUGCAUUACAUUUCCGCCAAAACCUUCAACUUGCUAUGUAUCCGUUUAAACACCUAAAAAAAAGUGUUGGACGCUGUUGAAUGCUGAUGGCCGAUAAAUAUGGAUCAAUUUUAAAUCCUUAUUACAUUAUAUAUAUAUAUAUAUAUAUAUAUAUAUAUAUAUAUAUAUAUAUAUAUAUAUGUCCUACAUCAUCCAACAAUUGAAACAAUAUUAAUGAUGUUAUACUGACAUACGUUUUUUACUGGGCGGCUCUAGGGUCCACUGGAUUGUUUUGCAAUUUUACUGACCUCGAGUUUGUCUCAGUCCAUGAAAAUACCGAAAACAAAGAACUUGGCAAAUAACAACACAUAUAUCUUGGCCGAACAAGUUUGGUCAUUAACGCAUACUUAUUUAUUUGCCAUUAAUUUUUUAUUAUAUUUCACGCCUUCAGAUACAAACGAGUGUGCGGAACAUUCUCUGUUUGAAUGCACUGAUCGAAGUAACGGAUUCAAUUGCAGUUGUCCACCAGGAUUUUCGGGCAAUCGAUGUGAAAUUAGUUUCCUGUGUCUAGCUGUUAUUUUAUUGUUCGGUUUGAAAUCUAUACACUAACUGUCGGUGUUAGGUCUUUCAUGUUUAUUUAUUGUUGGUUUUGUGAAGAAGAGGUUUAUUUGCAUUUAUAACUUUCUUUCACAACUUUCAAUACUAUUGAAGAACCCUCCGCAAAAGUGGAAUUUCGUUCCUUUUGUUUGCAAUUUAUCCGUGAUUAUUGUUUGUUUCAGAUAUAAACGAGUGUGAGAGCAGUCCCUGUUUGAACAACGGAACUUGCACUGACAGAAUCAAUGCAUUCAACUGCAGUUGCCCGCCUGGAUUUUCUGGCAAUCGAUGUGAAAUUGGUUAGUAUGGUGUUAAGCUAAUUACCCUAUAAUGAUCUCGGAACGUUAAGACGUGCUCAAAUGUCAACGCCUAUCCCCCACUUCAGAAACUUCAAAGGACAUGGGUACGAUCUCGGCCAAAAUUCAUGGUUUGAAUUUUCAAUUGCUGAUUUCAAUUUUCAAAUUCAGCACUUGAAUUUUACAGCUGAAUUCAAGAAUUUAUACUCCUCCUUUAGAAUUCACAUCAUUGGAAAACGUUUUUACCCUUGUCGUUUAGCUUUUGAACUCAACUUUUUUAUUUGACCUUGCUCGCGGUGCAUUUUCAACUCGCCUUGUCAAAUUACACAGUCAAACCAUGUAAUUUUCAACUUGACGAACAAAUUUUUACACACUGCUACUUUUUGUCAGUUUUGAUACCUGAACCGGUACUCUACAUUUGACGGAUAUUAGAACUUUGCAUUCGAUACUUUUUGGCGCAUUUUGCCAGUCACAGCGUUAUAUUUCAAACUCAACCUCGUAUAUUUUGAACUCAACUUUUGAAUUUUUGUUUACGCCUCAGUGCGAAAAAAAUAAAGAACUUGGCAAAAAAUAAAAUGUACAUAUAUCUUGGCCGAACAAGUUUGGUUAUUACCGAAUAUAGAGAAUAUUUCAUGGAAACUGCUGGCGUACGGUGUGUACGCACGAGUUGUUGACGUAUCAGAAAUCGAACGAGUGAGCGCAGCGAACAAGUAAGAUUUCUGAUACAAAAACAACGAGUGCGUAAAUACCGUACAAAGCACUUUCCAUGUGGUAUUGUGUUUAUUAUAUACAUACUGAGACAUUCAUCAUUUUGGCGGCCUUUUUGUUUUAAAUCUUUCUGAAAAUGCUAAAAUUUGCCGCUACACACUUACCGCAAAAUGACAACGAAAACGAAGUAUCAGCUUAUUAGUAAAAACGUUUGUUAAAAACAAAAAUGACGGUAAGGAUAUGAGGUAAUCCAAGAACUAUAAGUGAAUCUUAACUGUUUGUUCUCAAUCCACAAUUGAAAAUGAGUGAAUUUAAGUAAAAUGGCCGGUUUCAAUAUAAGCUUAAGCUUAAAUGAAAGGCAAAGUAGCUCCGACAAAAAGCACAGCAAAAGCUUACGUCUCGUUCUGUUUUUCCCUUUCCGCUGUUGUUUCGCCGGCUCUCUACCAUUUUCUUUAUCGACAGUGAAACUAACGAAACUAUUCCACUCCAUUUCCGAAAUGUUUUUCACUUUUUUAGCGAGAAAAACUCUUCGAGUAAAACUUUUGUCGUUGAAUGUGUGCGAAGCGGCGCUGCAAGCUGCAAUAAAAGGCGGGAAUUUUGGCGCGAAACUCAGACACCUCUAUGGCUUCUGAUGGGACGUAUCAUUUUUCUCACGCGUGAAAAAACAUCGUUCGCGAUUCUGAUAGGACGUAUCAUUUUUGCACGUGUGAAAACCAUCGUUCGUUCCUCUGAUUGGCUAGAACUAAUUUGCGUACGAAAAUUUACGACAUAGCUUUUUGGUGAGUAUUUCUCAGUAUCUUUAUAAUAAACAUAUUUAUUUGUCAUUAAUUCUUUAUUAUAUUUCACGCCUUCAGAUAUAAACGAGUAUGAAAACAUUGUCCACCAAGAUUUUAGGACAAUUGAUGUGAAAUUCGUUUCCUGUGUUUAGCUGUUAUUUUAUUGUUCGGUUUGAAAUCUAUACACUAACUGUCGGUGUUAGGUCUUGCAUGUUUAUUUAUUGUUGUUUUUGUGAAGAAGAGGUUUAUUUGCAUUUAUAACUUUCUUUCGCAAUUUUCAAUACUAUUAAAGAACCCUCCGCAAAAGUGGAUUUUUGUUUCUUUUGUUUUUGUUUGCAAUCAUAUCUGUGAUUAUUGUUUGUUUCAGAUAUAAACGAGUGUGAGAGCAGUCCCUGUUUGAACAACGGAACUUGCACUGACAGAAUCAAUGGCUUCAACUGCAGUUGCCCUCCAGGAUUUGCCGGCAACCGAUGCGAAAUUGGUGAGAUACUUGUUGCUCCUAGUUGCAUUGUAUUUCCGCCAAAAGCUUAAUUCGACUUGCUACGUAUCCGUUUAAACACCUAAAAAAAGUGUUGAACACUGUUGAAUGCUGAUGGCCGAUAAAAUAAUAUGGAUCAAUUUUAAAUCCUUAUUACAUUAUAUAUAUGGGUCCUACAUCAUCCGACAAUGUUAAUGAUGUUAUACCAACAUACGUUUUUAUUGGGCGGCUCUAGGGUCCACUGGAUUGUUUUGCAAUUUUACUGACCUCCAGUUCCAGUCUCGGUCCAUGGAAAUACCGAAAACAAAGAACUUGGCAAAUAAUAACACAUAUAUCUUGGCCGAACAAGUUUGGUCAUUAACGCAUACGUAUUUAUUUGUCAUUAAUUUUUUAUUAUAUUUCACGCCUUCAGAUACAAACGAGUGUGAGAACAUUCUCUGUUUGAAUGCACUGAUCGAAGCAACGGAUUCAAUUGCAGUUAUCCAUCAGGAUUUUCGGGCAAUCGAUGUGAAAUUAGUUUCCUGUGUUUAGCUGUUAUUUUAUUGUUCGGUUUGAAAUCUAUUCACUGUCGGUGUUAGGGUCUUGCAUCACCGUUUAUUCAUUGUUGUUUUUGUGAAGAAGAGGUUUAUUUGCAUUUAUAACUUUCUUUCACAACUUUCAAUACUAUUGAAGAACCCUCUGCAAAAGUGGAUUUUUGUUUCUUUUGUUUUUGUUUGCAAUUUAUCUGUGAUUAUUGUUUGUUUCAGAUAUAAACGAGUGUGAGAGCAGUCCCUGUUUGAACAACGGAACUUGCACUGACAGAAUCAAUGCAUUCAACUGCAGUUGCCCGCCUAGAGCUUCAGGCAAUCGAUGUGAAAUUGGUUAG
Porites evermanni is the source of this 3887-nucleotide messenger RNA. The record is from the annotation of a GenBank genome assembly. Lineage: Eukaryota; Metazoa; Cnidaria; Anthozoa; Scleractinia; Poritidae.